Melampsora larici-populina 98AG31 is the source of this 642-nucleotide messenger RNA. RefSeq lists its product as uncharacterized. Gene Ontology annotation, molecular function: pyrimidine nucleotide-sugar transmembrane transporter activity. The transcript is spliced from 3 exons. Gene Ontology annotation, cellular component: Golgi membrane. NCBI's taxonomy places the organism in Eukaryota, Fungi, Basidiomycota, Pucciniomycetes, Pucciniales, Melampsoraceae. The record is from RefSeq and is a predicted model, not a curated record. The annotation marks the transcript as partial. Gene Ontology annotation, biological process: pyrimidine nucleotide-sugar transmembrane transport.
CAAUUCCCUCACGUCAUCAAUAUGGCCGUACCUGGACUGCUUUAUACAAUUCAAAACAACCUUCUAUAUGUCGCGCUCUCUAACUUGGACACACCAACAUUCCUAGUAACCUCUCAGCUCAAGAUCCUUUCCACUGCCCUCUUCUCCGUUUUCAUAUUCAAGAAAAGCCUCACAAACUUACAAUGGACAUCAUUGGUGCUGUUGACCCUAGGCGUAUCGCUAGUUCAACUACAGCCGAGCUUAUCAACGAAAUCAUCCCUUCAUAAACUCAAUGACGGACAAGAUUGGCUGAAAGGGUUAAUCGCGAUCAUCUGCUCGUGUUUAUCCUCUGGCCUGGCUGGAUGUUAUUUCGAAAAGCUCAAUCUUGAAUUAAAAUCCUCUCAAAUUUCCCAACCACUUUCCAACUCUCUAUGGGCGAAAAAUUUACAGCUCUCUUUUUGUACAAUCCCAUUUGCAUUCUUAGCAAUCUAUCUCGACCCUCGUGCAUACAUUGAAGUCACCAAAAGAGGUUUCUUUUGUGGUUAUAGCACUUUGGUUUGGUCUGUGAUUGUGUACCAUGCACUUGGUGGGAUCUUGGUCUCAAUCAUUGUUAAACAGAGUAGCACCGUCACCAAAAGCUUUGCAAAUAGUCUCUCAAUAGUC